AUGCCUAAAUUAGAGCAGUUUGAGAUCAAAAAGUACUGGCAAAUCUUCUGUGGUUUGAAACCAGUGGAGAAUAAAGUGUCUCAUGACCAAGUCAAGCCAAUUUUAUACAAUUCUAAACAAGAUUCGUCAAUUUUGAACAAAAUUUGGUUCUUAGCUGAUAUUGAUGAUGAUGACAUGUUAGAUUUUGAAGAAUUUGUCAUCUGCAUGAGAUUGUUGUUUGAUUUAAUCAAUAACAAUAUCUCUACCGUGCCUGAUGUCCUACCAGAUUGGUUGAUUCCAGGUAGUAAAGCCAAAUUAAUCAAACAAAAACGUUCAAACAACCCUGUUACUUCUACCCCAAAGGAGGAAGAGACAAAGAAGGCUAGAGAGGUUGAUUGGUACAUUUCUCCAAACGAUUUGAAAGUGUACAACGAUCUACUAACUAAGAGCACAUUAACUGAUGGUUCAUUUACGUUUUCAUCACUCUCCAUUAUAGUCAAUUCGAAUCCAACUCAUUUCAUCAACGUUUCAAAUGGUGACAUUGAAAAGACAUGGAAAUUGGUUAAUCCUAAGAACUCUACCUCCAUUAAUAAAGAUCCAGCAAUGUACUUUUUGCACAUUUUGAAACAGAAUAGUGACUUAAAUGCUGCUAUACCAAACUCUCUUCCUUCUAGAAUCUCCAAUAUUAUAGAUAAAUCAGAAAUCUCAUACAAAGUUGACUCAGUUCCUCGAACAGAGACAACUACUAGAACUUCAAAUACUACAAAUAAGAAUGCAAGCGUUGUAAAAUCACAAUUCGAAAAUUUACUCAAUUAUAAAAAAAUGGAAUCGUCAUCUAAAUCAAUCCAGGCCAAUGUAAGAGUAGACUCUGUAAUAGACGACCUUCAAAAUAUUGAAAAACAAGUCGAUCGUUUGGAAUCAUAUCUUUCUACAAAGAAGAAUGAACUUAACUCCAUCAAUAAUCAAAUCAAUCAAUUAAAAUAA
Kazachstania africana CBS 2517 is the source of this 963-nucleotide messenger RNA. It is a transcript of the gene END3, whose product is annotated as End3p. The record is from RefSeq and is a predicted model, not a curated record. Gene Ontology annotation, molecular function: calcium ion binding; protein binding. Gene Ontology annotation, biological process: actin filament organization; endocytosis; endosomal transport. Bases 1 to 963 code for a protein of 320 amino acids. The transcript has a single exon. Lineage: Eukaryota; Fungi; Ascomycota; Saccharomycetes; Saccharomycetales; Saccharomycetaceae. Gene Ontology annotation, cellular component: plasma membrane; cytoplasm.